AUGGCCUCCGUCGCUCGCUCAAUCGAUCGCUUGGCCCUCAUGGCAUGCAUGGCCUUGAUGAUUGCAAUCUCCUGGGCUCGUCAGGCAAGAGAUACUCGUGAUAUUCCACAUGAUCCAAUGGGUUACGUAUCCGAGGUUUACGGAACAAUCCUGUGCCAGCACAGCAUCAGUGCAUCAAUACUGGGCCUAAUCCCCGAUCCCGUCGAAGCACACCAGCUGUUAUAUCGGACAACCGCUAUCAAUGGCACGCCCAUUGCAACAGUGACCACGGGUUUUAAGCCUUUAGUGGGCACGAAGAGGGAUCGAUUCAUCUCCUUUCAAACGGCCUAUGAUAGCUCUGCGGCCAUCUGUAAUCCUAGCUAUAAUUACCAGCUAGGCGCCGCGCGGACCGACCUGAUCUCUUCUGCCGAGAUGUUGAUCAUUCAAGCCUAUAUUUCGCUCUAA
Messenger RNA from Penicillium angulare, 444 nucleotides. RefSeq lists its product as uncharacterized. The transcript is spliced from 2 exons. Lineage: Eukaryota; Fungi; Ascomycota; Eurotiomycetes; Eurotiales; Aspergillaceae. Gene Ontology annotation, biological process: lipid catabolic process. The record is from RefSeq and is a predicted model, not a curated record. The coding region runs from base 1 to 444 and encodes 147 amino acids. Gene Ontology annotation, molecular function: triacylglycerol lipase activity.